CGGUAAACCAAAGGUCAACGCCACAGCCGCCGCGAUAUCAAGAUCACCUUAGCUGCGACUGUGACACCACCGCCCACCUAACUUUCCACAUCCGCGCGCGCGCGCGCACACACACACACACACACACACACACACACACACACACACACACACAGAGAGAGAGAGAGGAGGACGAGGAGGAGGAGGACGAGGAGGACGAGGAGGAGGAGGAGGAGGAGUAGAGAGAGGGAGGAGAGAGGAAGGGCGGGGGGGCGAGAGAGAGAGAGAGAGAGAGAGAGAGAGAGAGAGAGAGAGAGAGAGAGGAUGGACGUUCAAGCACUAGUGAACUAUUACGCCAGAGUAGGGUAUUACCGCCAUCUGCAGGGGGUAAGCAAUGAGGUGUCGCGCAAGCGGACGAACGAGCCGGUGCUGUUGUUCUGGAGAGCUUACGGAAUGAUUCUGGAGGGUUCAUACUCUGAAGCUCUUCGUGAGCUAGAAGCCCUCUCAGCAGCAGGACACAAAGAGAUCGAGGUCGCGGUCAACGUUGCAAUGAUACAGGCUCAUCAAUUGUGCAAGAUAGUGGAUGAAGAAGCGGUGGGUACGCUGUUGAGGCAGCUGGAGCAGGCAGAGAGGAAUGCGACGGAGCGCACUCUUCUACAGGGAGCGAUACUGUAUUGCCACAUGGGCGGGAUGGCCAACCUGCGAAAGUCAAAGGCGUUGACUGACCGAAUUCUGCGCAUUCAACCUAAUUACCCCCAAGCCCUCUGCUUACGGGGGUGGAUUGAAGUUGUGGGGGAAGGCGGAGGGGGUCUGUCAUCGGAUCGGCUCCGCGUAACCGAUGAGUUCGGGUCGCUUACGUCGCCGAGUACAUUCGAUCCCUCAGGCAUGAACCCUAACAUGCAGGCUGACGUGAAGAAUGCUGCCCUGCAACGUGGAUUGGAAAUCUUCGAUGCUGUUCUCGCAAAAGGCGGUCGGGAUCUGGAGACCCUUCUUGGGAAAGCCAAGUGCUAUGAGCUGAAAAGGGACUACAGCAAGGCGCUGGUCGAGGUAAACCAGGACAGCAGCAACAUUGAGGCUCUGCGAUUAACAGUUUUAUACAUGAUGACGAAAGAGCACAGACCGACGGUUGUGGCAAAACGAAUCAGCGACAUUAUUGACAGCAUCGAGCGGAAUGAGCCAAGAAAUGCACGUCUAUGUUACAAUGUGUCACGGCCAUUUGCCCGGCUGGCUGGACGCAACUCCCCGGCAAUCCUCCAGAGAACGAUGAUGCUCGCUGACAAAGCCCGGAAGCUUGAGCCAGAUAAUGCGGCUUACCUAGUCGAGUACGCCUAUCAACAACAACUGUCAGGAGACUACCAAGCUGCAAUUUUGACGUACCGAGCAGCAGCACGGCUCGACGAGAUGAACAUCCAGGCCAUCUACGGCGUCAUCGAGUGCCAGCUCCGGUCUGGUCACAUUGCCGAAGCAUCACAGCAGCUAGAUUUCAUGGCCGAGAUCUCGACCGCGAUUGACCGAACCUCGGACUUGCUGUUCCUCCUGGCCAUGCUGACAUGGCAGAAGGGUUGGGAUCCCGACCGAUGCUACAAGCUUCUGGACGAGGCGUUGAUCCUGCAUGCACAAGCUCUGGCUGCCGUUCCGCAGGCGGGGUACGAAUACUACGUGACAAUGAACCCGGAGCGUAUGCUCGAGAUGGCGAGAUUGCUACUCAUGCACGUAGGUUCGGCCGAACCUACAGGUUCGGGAGAGGCAACGAAUCCACACCUAGAGAGGGGGAUUCAGGUCUUGGAGGGUUUGUCCAGAGCGGUGCCAGGGCUAAUGGAUGCACAGCUCGCACUUGCACGCGCUCGAUUCAUAGCUGGCGAUCUUAACGGCGCGGAACGUUCAGCCUCCAGAGCUCUGCGCUUAGAUAAUGCAUGUGCGACUGCUCACAUUCAGCUCAGCGAGGUGUAUGUCCAGCAAGGCAGGUUCCUUCUAGCCAAUCAAGAACUGGAGCAAGCGGUCAGCCACGACUUUGGAACCCGAGAUUCUCCUAGGUUUCUUGUUGCACGAGCACGGGCGUUGCUUGGCAUGGACCGGGUCGAGGAGGCACUCAAGGUUCUAGAAGGCGGUAUGGUGAACCCUGCAGGUGGACGGCGUUCAUCCGUCACCAAACUCUCCCCAAGCGAAGGCUUAACAGGCAGAGGAGGAGGAGGAGGAGGAGGAGGGGGAGGAGGAGGAGGUCCUGGAGGAGGAGCAGCGAAAGGUAGAGGUAAAGAUGGGCUAGGAAGGAGAGGGAGUGUGUUUGAGACAGUAGGGAUAGGAGGAGGAGCUGGAGGGGAAGGGAAGAGAGUUAAGGCAGAGUUUACGGGGGAGGAGAGGGCGAACUUGUACCUCCUCCUUGCGAAGACAUUGAUGAGACUGAAAAGAGUUCCAGAAUCGACGAAAGUGAUUCAGGAUGCAAUGAACGAGUUUGCGGGGACAGCUGAAGAGCCUAGGAUCCUCCUCGCCAAUGCGGAGCUGGCACUUGCGAGAGGAGAUGUGGAGGGUGCAUUGGCCAUUCUUCGUUCUGUCCCUCGGGGGAGCUCGCAAUUUCUUCAUGCCCGCUCCGCAAUGGCAGAGGUCUAUCUUCACCAUAGGCAUGACAAGGCAGCAUACAUCUCUUGUUAUUCGGAUCUUGCUGAGCGGAUUGGCGACACUCUUUCCCUUGUAAUGCUUGGAGAGGCAAUGCUCCGCAUUCAAGAGCCGGAGUUGGCCAUUCAAGCUCUAGAAAAGGCACUAGCUAAGGCCCCUCAGGAUGCCGUCUUGGCAGCGAAGAUAGGCAGAGCUCUCGUCGCGACCCAUAACUACGCGAGAGCGGUCACAUUUUACGAGAGCACUUUGAAAUCCCUUGAAGAGAACCAGCAGAACCUACAAGCUCCACACUCGUCGGUGAAGGCUGAUGCUCUUAACCCAGCCAAAGGUGGCGGUCGGGCUUUGCCAGAAGGAAAACCGACAACCACGACGUCGACCAUAACUAUGAACCUGGCCUCUAUUGCCAUCAUGAUGGAUUUGGCUGAAUUUUACUUGAGGAUGAGGCGCUACGACGAUGUGGAGAAAGUUCUGAAGAAGGUCUUGAGGGUAGAAGACGGCCGGGAUUUGCCUGGUGCUCAAGGACCGCUUUUGUUGGCGUCGAUGACUGACUCCGAUGGGCCUGUUAGUCCAGAUGCAAAGGCUGGCGGCGUUCACCAGAUGGGCAACAAAGUUGGACCUUCCGGUCCAGAUCUGGUUACACUGAUGACGGACGUGAAAGCACUCAUGCUGCUUUCGCGUGUUCACAAAGGUCGGUCUGAUUCAGCAAAGGUGAUCGACGUGAUGAAACGCGCGAAGAUGCUGCAGAACACAGUGCUGUUGAAGAUGGCGCGCGACCCUGAGGAUGCUCUUCGUCCUCAGCAUGAGGUUGCUAUGGAGAUAAACAUGCAGUUAGGACGAGAGUACGAACUCUGUGGUCAGCUGGAUGUGGCAAUGGACAUGUACAAGGAAGCAAUCCGGCACGGUGAGGAGCAUGGCACUGGCUUAGCGCCCGCAUUCCCUCAGGCACCACCUCCUUCUGUGCCGCCAUUGUCCGCUAUACUGUCUACAAUUGGCGGGGUAGGCAUGCUUUCAACAAGUCUUGCAGGAGUCAGAGUAGGAGCGGGAGCAGGAGCAGGAGGAGGAGGAGGAGGAGGAAUGAAGUCGGGCAAUGAGCUAUUAGCUGCCAGUAUGCUUGCGCUCGCUCGUCUCCACUUGGCGAGAGGAGAGGUCGACAGCUGUCAGCAACAAUGUAUGAGCUUGCUGAAGAUCGAUCCACUGAAUGCCGAGGCAUCCUCGAUUCUUGCUGAUCUGAUGGUAGAGAGAGAGCAGUACGAUGCUGCAAUCCUUCACUUCCAGCAGCUGUUAGAACGUCGCCCCGCUAAUUUCCCCGCCCUCGCACGACUGAUACACCUUCUCCGGCGUGCAGCGAGGAUCAAGGAGGUUCCUAUCUACCUGCGAGCGGCGGAGAAUGCCCUGUCUUCAUUGUCUACCAACUCCUCUGCACUUCCUUCUACUACCCUUUCUGCUUCCUCCGUCGGCGAGGAUUCUCGCAGGCCAGGCGGCAACAACACACCGGCCAUCUCCACCGGUUUCAGCAACAGCCGCUCCAUCACAACUACCACGUCCGUGAUUGCGUCCACGGCCGCAGCAGGAGCCUCUUCGCUUCUUCUCCUCAACGAUACGUCUCGACAGCGUGCGCCCCCCGUUUCCGCCUCUUCCACCUCCACCGACAUGGCUGGACUUAACCAUUGUCUUGGCUUGUAUGCGCGCUACUCCAACGAUGUACAUGUGGCACUCGAGCGGUUCAAUCGAGGAAGACGCGACAUCCAAUGGGGUGUGAAGUCGGUGUAUGCUAUGGUGGAACUGUAUCUAGAUUUAGAUAAUGAUGGCCUUCUCGAUCAUUCCUCCUCGUCCACGACCACCUCUUCGUCGUCAUUGUUCCCCGCGCCUCGCUCCUCUUCGCCGUCAGCAGAUGGUAAGGCAAGCACCGCGGUCACAGUCAUAGGGUCCAAUGGGGAUGGCAAAGUGAAGGUCACCAAUGUGGCAGGUGGAGGGGGCAAACGAAUGAACGGCAGUAGUGGAGAUAACAGUCCGACAGAGAGGGGGGAUAUGGCAAUGGCAGGGCCGGCGCGGUCAGAUGGCAGCGUGGAGAGCACACCCAGAGGGGCAGCGCAACCGCCUCCCGAAAACGAUGCGGACGUCGGUCUCGACAACACGGUAACUGCGGCGGCGAACAACACAGAGGCCAUCAGGAUCUCUGAGCGACUGCUGGCAGAGAUUCGACCCGCCGUAAGAGGAAACUCUGACGUCAGCAGCGGUGGGGCUGGGGGAGGUGGUGGGAGUGGGGGUGCCGACACCAGCCCCGCGCUGAUGAAUAGACAUCUGGCAAUGGAGUGCUACGUCAAAAUGGCAAGCCGGCAAAGAGCGGACGUAGAAGCGGCACUGGCGAAUCUACAGGAAGCUUCCGCCAUGGUCGGACGAAGAGAAAACCGCGAUCUUCACAGUGGACUACCAGGUCUAGGAGGGGCAGCAGCUGGAGGAGCAGGAGGGGGAGGAGGAGCAACGGCAGCCACCAGCUCCGUCUCCAUCCUCCUGUGCACCGCAACAGGAUUGAUGUUGCUGAAACAAGUCCAGAAGGCACGGAAUGUGUUGAAGCAGGUGCUGAAACUUCCGUAUAACUUGGACGAGGGAGAUGACUUUGAGAGAGCAUGGCUGAUGCUUGGAGAUGUGUAUUUGCAGAGCGGCAAGCUCGAUCAAGCUCAAGAGCUAUGUUGCCGGUGCCUCAAGUACAACAAGGCUUGUCCCAAGGGAUGGGAGUCCGUAGGGUAUAUAAUGGAGAGAUCGCAGUCGUUCAAGGAGGCGGCCGAGCACUACGAACAAGCAUGGCAGUUCUCUGGCGAAAAGCAACCGGCCAUCGGAUAUAAACUCGCAUUCAACUACCUCAAGUCGAAACGCUUUGUCGACGCAAUCAAUGUCUGCCACAAGGUACUUCAAGCAUACCCUAAUUAUCCGAAGAUCCGGAAGGAUAUUCUUGAAAAGGCGCGGAACCAUUUGAGGCCUUGACCUGAAAAUUGAUGAACACUUUCAGCAGCCAGGAUAGA
Molecule: messenger RNA, 5609 nt
Organism: Chara braunii
Lineage: Eukaryota; Viridiplantae; Streptophyta; Charophyceae; Charales; Characeae
Source: the annotation of a GenBank genome assembly